GAUUCCAGGGGAAGUAACUGAGAUCCGGAAGUUUUGAAAGUGGCUGAGCAUGCGCACACCGCACGAAGUCUGCUGGCCAGGUCUGACCACAUCAGUCUUCGUCCAAAGAUACGUUACAGCUGCUAUGAAAGACAACUCCACUACAUCAACUGUACUACAGGCUGGGAAGGGAGAUAAUUGUUACCCAAGCAUGUGGCAUCAGUGCAUCAACAUUUGUGGCCUACAAAUAAUGCCAUCAGCAUGGAGUGGUAUUUGAAUUUCGCUGCAGCCUGUCCUGAUGUGACCUGAGGUCAUUCUAACCCUGGGAAACUGUGCAUGUGUGCAUCUUCACCCAGAAUAAAGAGAAUGUUUGAACAGUUUCUUUUACAAAACCUAUUGGAAUCUAAGAACGACAACCAUCUUCUACCCUAUAUUUAGACAUUGUAAUAAAUAGUAAAUGCCGAAAAAGAAUCUGACUCUUAACUCAUAAUGAUUCUGAUGUUACAUUUGUGUUCAUUGAAUAGUAUGUACAUAUAUUCUCUUUCUGGCAGCACAGAGUAGCUGUACUUGCCAAGAUCUGUCAUGGAGUCGCAGAAGAGUAUUUGUCUUACAAGUUGUAUUUGAAUUAUUCAGUUAUUCAUAUGCCGUAAGCCAUUAGGCUUAUGAUGUGUGUGUCACAAUGGGAUGGUUAAAGAACUUGCUUCUCAGGAAUAUCUGCUUGAAGCGGGUUACACUGCUGAAAGCUUUGGGUUUUGUGUUGCUGCUCAGUGUCAUCUCUUCAUUCCUUUUUUCCUACCAUCUGAUGAACUUCAGGCCUUUCAGGCGCAUUUCACAGCCACCCCAGCCUCGUGUAACUUGUCGCAUAGACCCCCUAAUGCCCCGGAACCUGUCUCAUCAGCCUCAUGACCACCGCUCCAAGGAGAGGCACCGCCUGGGUCGCAGGGCUCUGAUCAUUGUUGAGACACAAUAUUCCAAGCCUGGCACUAAAAUCAGGAAUUUACUGGAUGCCUGGAGGAUAGAUUCCAAAGUUGAAGCUGUUGCUAACAGUCUUCCAUCUCUCACUCAUGGCGAAAAGGGUAAAUUUGCAGUGGUUUUUUUUGAAAAUUUUUCCACCUACUUAAACAUGGACUCCUGGAAUCGACAACUGCUGGACAAGUAUUGUCAGAGUUUCAGUGUAGGUAUUGUAGGCUUUGUCCAAGCUAAAGAUGAAGAAUCUACAUUGGAAAACAUAGAGGGGUUUCCUCUAACAGUGGAGUACAAUGUGCAGCUAGUAGACUACAGGCUGAAUAUUUAUUCUGAUGUGUGGCGUGUUACCAAACCUGGAGAGAUUUUUGAAGGGGGAUUGCCUGGGGACACAUGGUCAGUGUUUCAUUUCAAUGAUUCCAACUAUGAACCUUUAGCAUAUUCUCUUCUGUUAUCUACAUUAGAAAAUCAGCCAGAUUAUGACAGUGAAGAAAAAUACCGUGUACCAGUUAUUCAUGAUAGAGGGCAGGUGGAUGGCAUUCAACGAGUGCUGUUUGGCGGAAGCCUGGACUUCUGGCUUCACCAUGUGAUGCUUAUGGACAUAAUAUCUUACCUGUCACAUGGUAAAUUGUCUAUGACACUUGACCGCUACAUUCAAAUUGAUAUUGAUGAUAUUUUUGUUGGCAAGGAGGGCACACGCAUGAAGGUGGAAGACGUAGAGGCCCUGGUUGCCAGUCAGAAAAGGUUGCAGGCAGCAGUUGAUGGCUUCCACUUCAAUCUGGGAUUUUCAGGGCGUUAUUAUCUACAUGGAACACCAGAGGAAGAUGCUGGGGACAAAAAGUUAUUAGAGUACCGACACCAGUUCUGGUGGUUUGGCCACAUGUACCGUCAUGAGCAGGCACACAAGUUAGAUCUCAGUUCCCUGGAGUCUACAAUGAUUUCAAACAAGCAGUUUGCGCAGGACUACGACAUCCCUGUCACUCAGCACUAUGCUGUUGCUCCUCAUCACUCAGGGGUGUACCCUGUGCACGAGGAACUGUAUCAGGGCUGGCGCAGCAUUUGGGAUAUUAAAGUGACCAGCACAGAGGAAUACCCAUCAUUGUACCCAUUCUGGCGAAGACGAGGCUUUAUACAUAAUGGCAUUAUGGUACUUCCACGGCAGACAUGUGGCCUGUAUACCCACACAGUUUUUGUUGCUGAUUUCAAAAGUGGACUGCAAGAUUUGGAAGAGAACUUCAAAGGAGGAGAACUAUUUCUGACCAUUCUCUACACACCUUUCAACAUAUUUAUGACACACAUGAACAACUAUGGCAAUGACAGGCUGGCUCUUUACACCUUUGAAGGCGUUGUAAAGUUUAUCCAGUGUUGGACCAAUCUUCACCUUCUGUCCGUACCUCCUGUCCAGUUAGGAAUCAACUAUUUUCACAUGUUUCCUGAGGAGAAAGACCCCAUAUGGCAGAACCCAUGUGACUACAAACGGCACAUUGCAAUCUGGUCUCAAAACAAAUCCUGCAACCGACUUCCAAGAUUUCUUGUGGUUGGUCCACAAAAAACUGGUACAACAGCAUUAUACUCAUUUCUGUCCAUGCAUCCUGGUGUUACCAGCAAUGUUAACAGCCCCACCACCUUUGAAGAAGUGCAGUUCUUCAGCAGCAACAACUAUUACAAAGGCUUAGACUGGUAUAUGGAAUUCUUUCCUGAUCCAGCUAACACAUCUGCAACAAUGCUGUUUGAAAAAAGUGCCACCUAUUUUGACAAUGAAAAUGUUCCUCAGAGAGUGUUUAGCCUCAUACCCAGAGCUAAAAUCAUCUGUAUCCUUAUUGACCCAGCCAAACGUGCCUAUUCCUGGUAUCAGCACAUGCGAUCAAAAGCUGAUGUCACAGCACUGAAUUAUACCUUCUAUAGCAUCAUUACGGCUGAUGAACGCAUGCCUCGCCAUGUGAGAGAACUACAGUCUCGCUGUCUUGUUCCUGGCAUGUAUGCUCAGCAUCUGGUGCGCUGGCUUGACUACUUCCCCUCCCGACAGGUGUUCAUCAUUGAUGGUGAGCAGCUUCGCAACAACCCCAUCCACGUCAUGCACAAGUUACAACAGUUUCUUCAUGUCCAGCCCUAUUUUGACUACAGUCAGCAUCUCAGGUAUGACUCGCAGAAGGGAUUUUUCUGCCAAGUACUGACAGACCGUCGUAACAAGUGUCUUGGACGAAGCAAAGGACGUACAUAUCAACCAAUGGAUGAAGUCAGUGCUGCUCAUCUUCGCCAUUUUUAUCGCAAAUACAAUAUAAAUCUUUCCAAAUUAUUAAAUCGCCUCAAUACGCCUGUUCCUGACUGGCUUCAAGAGGCACUGUCAGAUGAAGACUGACUGGUGGCUGAUAACAAAGCCUUGGUCUCUGCACAUGCCAGAGGAGUUGAGAAGUGAAGGCUCAAACUUCUCAGUUGCUGGGGGCACUGUCUACAGACAUCAGAUUACUUGGAUUAAUGCAUAGAACUUCUUUCAAAAAAGUGCUUGAAAAGAAAGAGUCCAGUGAACAGUUUAUGUGUACCAACAAACCCAGGUAAAAUAUUUUGAGUGGUUCAUGUGAGCAGUAAGAUGUGGAGACUUUACUUCCAGCGUGUGUGCAGUGAGAUGCCAUUACAGAUGUGGUGACUGGCAGGUUAUGGAUGGCAUAACAAGGUGCUGUUAAGUUGUGUCAUUUGUUUAACAUAUUACAUGACACUCUUAGUUCACUGGUCACAUGGUAGAAAUGUCAGCAAGCUUUGCAGCUAAUAACUCAUGCACAUGUUUCUCACACUGCUGUUUAGAAAUGCUGCUGGGAAAAAAUAUGGCAUAGAUGCAGACAUUGGUAGAGUGCAGUUGUGAUUGUAAAGAUAUUGUUUUUGUAAAGGAAUCUGCAUCAUCAUACAGAUCUGGUUAAGAGGUGCAGCUGUUACCUCAUGUUCUGGAUUAUAUAUAUAGCUAUACAAGCUCACCUCAUGUUCUGUACUGUAUAAACCACAAAAAUACUUCCUUUGACAACACUGGGCUGAAGGGCUUAAGUUUGGGAUAGAUGUAAUCAGUUAGAAUCUAAUGCUGAAUAUGCUGCAGUAACAAUUUUCAAGCAUAUUUGUCUAUCAAUAUGGUAACUAUUACUCUAGGUAGGGCCUUGAAAUUAUGAAUUUGUUGGCCUGUAGCCAAACACUUUCCACAUUGUGUCUCACAAUACAGAUGGCAGCAGUUCUCUUGUAGAAGUUGCUUUGCUGCAUAAUGCAUAAGUUGGACUGCAUUAUUGAAAUGAUAAUGGAAGGUGUUUGAAAUUUCACAUCUGGCCUUGGAAAGCAGGGCUGAAGACUGGUAGAUAGAAGGACCAGUAUAGUUGGUGUUGGAAAGUACAGCUAACAUUUGUGGGUUUUAUCCAAAGCAACGAGCUAAAAAAGAAAAUGCUCAGUGUUAGCAUUUAGCACUCAUGUAUGUUUUUCUAACACUCAUCACAAAUGUUUUACUACUUUCAAGUAAUAAAAAAGGAUUAUGUAAUUUAUGUUUAUUUAUAUAGCACUUUUCCCAUCAUUAAAUGUGGGCUCAAAGUGCUUUACUAAAGAGAAAAACACACAAACAUAAGAAUGGAUGCUGGUCUCAAAAAAGUUGUAGAAUCGCUGUAUGUUUGUGACCUUCGCCUUUUGCAGUCUAUAGCUGCUAGGCACAGGAGACACUGUCAAACAGCAUGAUGACCACUUAUGAUGAUGACUCAGUGGUGUAAAGAGUGACCAUCAUCUUGUUUUCUGAUGGUGGAGAAUCAGUUGAGAUUUGGAACAAGCACAAUGUUUUGUUAAUGAUUUGUCCGUCAUGACUUUUGUCCCUCAUUAGCCUCUUAUCACUCGUGAACUUUACCAGCUACUUGUUUUAAGAAAGACAUAAGUACAGUAACCAGGUCAUGGGGAAGUGCGGACAUAAGACGUAAGUACAGUAACCAGCUCGAAGGCCUCAAAAACAAGUUGGCCUUUUUCAGCAUCAGCAUUUAGUCUGAGCGACACGUUUCACUGAGCUUCCUGGAGAUACAUAAUGUCAAUCAUUGCAGACUGAUGUGUCCUCACAAAGCUUGCUGUGAUAGCUCAACAUUCUGACAUUAUGAAGCGCCUUGAGCUUGUCCACAUAGCAGAAUAAGGCGUUACAUAAGCCAGCGUUUUUUUUUAUUAUUAUUAUUGAAGCAGCUGGAGGAAGACCGAGUUUGAAGUCGACACUGCUGAUACACAGAUGUCAAAUCUAAGUAAUGGCAAGAUGGUGCAGAUGUGACAGCUGAAAUAAAAUGGCCCAGGAAAAGAGCGGGAGAUCUCCAAUCAAUUUGUAGUGAGGUAUGAUAGGUCGUGUACAGCUUCAGGUAUGAACAGUGUCUUUCAUAUCUUUAAUAUGCAUCACUCAUGAGAAGUCAUUUUAGCAAAAAUAAAAAUGAGGUACUGUAGAAACUUUAACAAAAAAGAUAUCUGAGAGCGAGUUGCUGUGUCCUUGUGUAAAUGAAGAUCUUCAGGCAGUUCACUAGAGAGCAUAUGGGAAAUUAUUGAUGCAUAUUUUGUCUCAGAGAAUCAUUUACAAUAUGUUAUAAAGCUUUAUGUUGUGGGUUCCAACACAAUACUGUUCCUAUAUAGUUUACAAACUAUUGACCCAUCCACAGUCACUCUACCAGCUCAGCAUCUUGCCUCAAUGUGACUGGUGAUGCAUUCUACUUUUGCUCACUGCCUGCUCAAUCAGUCUGCCAUUUAAUAGUCUUACAAGAUUUGUGCAGCUUACACUUGCAAUGGAGUAGAGGGGAUGCCGGACUAUAAAUCAAGCAUUCAAGGGAACAAUAUGGACGAUGACCUUCAUGUACGCUAACUUCAACAACUCACAGCAUCCAAUGGAUGGACAACUACUACUUCAGGGGGUUAUUAAAGUUGUGUUGUACCAUGUCCUACAUGAGUCAGUGUGCAUCACAUGCUUCCUUCAAUUGUAAUGGAAAUCAAAUUCACAGGAAAAAUAAAUCCUAAAUGAAUUUAA
Molecule: messenger RNA, 5944 nt
Organism: Pomacea canaliculata
Lineage: Eukaryota; Metazoa; Mollusca; Gastropoda; Architaenioglossa; Ampullariidae
Product: bifunctional heparan sulfate N-deacetylase/N-sulfotransferase-like
Exons: 13
Coding region: 659-3301 (880 amino acids)
Cellular component (GO): Golgi apparatus
Molecular function (GO): heparan sulfate N-sulfotransferase activity; deacetylase activity
Source: RefSeq, a predicted model, not a curated record